AUGCUAGAUAGUUUCCGGGUGAAACUUGGCUGCGAGGCACCCAACUCCAAAGUGAUGAAGGUGCCUGAUGGCCUUCCAUGGAGCAAUCUCAGUAACAUGACUAAUGUGCCACCCGGUGCCAUGAUCGGAAAUGGAGAUGAGUGCCACCUUCUGGAUUUUGAGUCAUCAGACCGCCCUCUGGUGGUCAACUUUGGCUCAGCCACCUGACCCCCCUUCAUCAGCCACCUGCCAGCUUUCCGGCAGUUGGUCGAGGACUUCAGUGAUGUAGCUGAUUUCCUGUUAGUGUACAUUGAUGAGGCUCACCCGUCUGAUGGCUGGGUGGCCCCUCCUAUGGGUUCUUGCUCUUUCAAUGUCCGGAAACACCAGAACCUGGAGGAGAGGUUGGGAGCGGCUCGUAAACUGAUUGAGCACUUUUCCCUGCCACCACAGUGUCAGCUGGUAGCAGACUGCAUGGACAACAAUGCUAAUGUGGCUUACGGUGUGUCCAAUGAACGAGUCUGUAUAGUACAACAGAGAAAGAUUGCCUACCUUGGCGGUAAGGGGCCUUUUUUUUACAAUCUGAAGGAUGUGCAGCACUGGCUGGAACAGAGCUACGGUAAACGGUAGGAGUAAUCAAGGACAAGUACAGAGGAGGACAUGUCCCAUAUUUCAAAUAAUUAGGAGAGGCAAUGAGAGAUAAUUCGGUUUUGUAUAAGCAUAAAAGUCCAAAUUAAAAGGUCUAUUAUUGUGAUAUCAUCUCCAAAAAAGUUGUAAUGAAUUAAGUUUCAGAAUUGUGGAGUGACUUCUUUUGCUUUUGAAAUGAUGCAAACUUUUCACACAGCAGUCCGAACUGGGAUGAACUUAUAGACCUGAAAACUCAAAUGAACUGGGCAGCAAGAGGACUGGAGGCAACAUAUGAAGUUGACAGUGCAUGUGCUUCAUCUGUUUUUAUGCCUAAAACCAUGUAAAAUCAAAAAGAUAUAGAGAAGAAACAAGUUACCAGUUUUUAUUAAUACAGUUUUAAUUAUUUAGUAAAAUAAAUGUCACUGUGGUUAUGCUUUUAUGCCCUUUGGAUAAAUGUUUAUUCAUAUAUACAUACUGACCAUUGUUCUCCAUCUAACAGCUCUAUUAAUCCUUUACUUUAUAAACUGUAUAUAUACUCUAUAGUGUCUUCACCUCCUUGUAAGUGUUUGUGUUUACACUAUUGAAUCACAGUAGAUUGAAUGUGGUCAACAAAAAAAGACCAAUUUUAAAUUGAAAAGACAUCCUUCCAAUGUGAUCUAAGUAGCAGGUAUUCAUCCCCUCCAAGUCAGUAAUUAGUAAAUGCCUCUUUGGAGCAGUUACAGUCUUGAGUCAGUGUGGACAGGUCUUGGUAGGUUAUGCUUUGCACAUCUGGACACUUCAGUUUUGCUCAUGCUGUCAGGUUGUAUGGAGAUUACGAGUAUGGAGAUGUCUGACUCAGCCACCACAGGACAUAAAUAUCGUUGUGUUUAAGCUAUUCCUGUGUUGCUUUGGCUUCAUUGUCUUGCUGGAAAACAAAUCUUCUCUCAAGUGUCUGGUUUCUAGCAGACUGCAUACGGGUUGCUACCAGGAUUCUUCUGUGGUGUAUUUCACUUUUUACCCUCGCUAGCCUGCUGCAGAGUAGCAACCCCUACAUGAGGCUGCCAGUGCUUCACAGUGGGAGUGGUAUCUUUAUGAUGAUGUGCAGUGUUUGGUUACACCAGAGUGUUUAGUCCAAUGGACAAAAAGCUCAGUCUUGGUCUCAUCAGACUGUAGAACCUUGAUCUUUCACGUGCAUUCUGGCAAACUGUAGACCAGAUGUGAGUUUUUUUAAGCGUAGCUUUCUCUUUGCCACUCUCCCAUAAAGCUGCAAAGCCAGCCGACAUCGCCCACAACUCUUUUUGCACAUUUACUAAAAGGACUAUAAUGCAAGAAAUGCAUCAACUCUACUUAAAUUAUAAUGUUCUGUCAUUGGUUAUUUUAAAUGUGCCCUGGUCAGUGUGGCUGACUUUAUCCUCUCAAGAAUGUGUGUAACAUGAUCGAUCUGGACAUGCAGGGUGUUUUUUUAUAUAGGCUGCUUUCAUGUGUUUUGUGUGCAUGCAUAAUUAUUGUCCAUGGAUUUGGUGUCAGAUCAGUGAUUCUCAACAAGAAGUGCAGCGUUGCCUACUGGACUUCACCUCCACAUACAGUUCAGCCUCUCUCAUCAUUUCCACCAAGUUAAGCUUCUUUUCCAUCAGCAUGCAGAGAAGACUUUCCUUUUUCCUACAUGUCAGCCUUCCAUCGCAAUAUUAAAUGUGUGUCGAAACAGG
Cottoperca gobio is the source of this 2288-nucleotide messenger RNA. It is a transcript of the gene dio2, whose product is annotated as iodothyronine deiodinase 2. The record is from RefSeq and is a predicted model, not a curated record. Gene Ontology annotation, molecular function: thyroxine 5'-deiodinase activity. Gene Ontology annotation, biological process: thyroid hormone metabolic process. The transcript is spliced from 2 exons. Lineage: Eukaryota; Metazoa; Chordata; Actinopteri; Perciformes; Bovichtidae.